AUGAGUACAACCUCAUCAUAUUUACCUCAAAAAGAAUUUAAUCAAACAAAUAUUUAUGAUUAUGAUGAAGUACCAGAAAAUAAAUCAUGGGCUCAAUCAUUACCUAUAGCACAAGGUUUAUAUAAUCCAGAAUUAGAAAAAGAUGCUUGUGGUGUUGGUUUUACUUGUCAUUUAAAAGGUUUACCUUCUCAUAAAAUAGUAUCUGAUGCUAAAAAUUUAUUAUGUAAUAUGACUCAUAGAGGUGGUGAAUUAAAUCCAAAAGAUGGUGAUGGUGCUGGUUUAUUAAGUUCAAUUCCUCAUAAUUUUUUAGUUAGAGAAUUUCAAUAUCAUUGUAAUGUUACUUUACCAAAAAAAGGUCAAUAUGGUGUUGGUAAUUUAUUUUUUAAAAAAGAUGAUGUUGUAUUUGAUAAAUCAAAAAAGACUUUUGAAAGUAUUGCAGAAUCAUUAGAUUUAAAAGUUUUAGGAUGGAGAAAAGUACCACAUGAUUCUUCAAUUUUAGGACCAGCUGCAUUAUCAAGAGAACCUUAUAUUUUACAACCAGCAGUUGUUAUGAAUGAAAUUAUAGGUAAAGAUGUAGAUGAAGAAGAAUUUAUUUCCAAAUAUCAACAAGAUUUUGAAAAAAGAUUAUUUAUUUUAAGAAAACAAUCAUCUCAUACUAUUGGUUUACAUAAUUGGUUUUAUAUUUGUUCAUUAUCUUCUAAAACCAUUGUUUAUAAAGGUCAAUUAGCACCAAAUCAAGUCUAUGCAUAUUAUCAUGAUUUAGUUAAUUCUGAAUAUGAAUCACAUUUUGCAUUAGUUCAUUCAAGAUUUUCAACAAAUACUUUCCCAAGUUGGGAUAGAGCACAACCAUUAAGAUUAGCUGCUCAUAAUGGUGAAAUUAAUACUUUAAGAGGUAAUAAAAAUUGGAUGAGAGCAAAAGAAGGUGUUAUGCAAUCAAAAUUAUUUGGUGAAGAAAUGGAUAAAUUAUUUCCAAUUAUUGAAGAAGGUGGUUCAGAUUCUGCAGCUUUUGAUAAUGUUUUAGAACUUUUGGUUGUUAAUGGAGUUGUUUCAUUACCUGAAGCAGUUAUGAUGAUGAUUCCAGAAGCUUGGCAAAAUGAUGAAUUUAUUGAUCCAAAAAAGAAAGCAUUUUAUGAAUGGGCUGCUUGUUUAAUGGAACCAUGGGAUGGUCCAGCAUUAUUUACUUUUGCAGAUGAUAGAUAUUGUGGUGCUAAUUUAGAUCGUAAUGGUUUAAGACCUUGUAGAUAUUAUGUUACUGAUGAUGAUAGAAUGAUUUGUGCAUCAGAAGUUGGUGUUAUUGAAAUUGAACCAGAAAAAGUUUUACAAAAGGGUAGAUUACAACCAGGUAGAAUGCUUUUGGUUGAUACUAAAGAAGGUAGAAUUGUUGAUGAUAAAGAAUUGAAAAAUAAAGUUUCUUCAAGAUUUGAUUUUAAAUCUUGGGUUUUAGCUAAUAUGAUAACUUUAAAAGAUUUAUCUGAAAAAUUUGAAUCAAGAAGUAUUGAUAUUAAAUCAAAACCUGUUGAUACCACAAUAACAAUUCAAACUGAUCCAAGAUUAAUUGCUUCAGGUUAUUCACAUGAACAAGUUUUAUUUGUUUUAGCUCCAAUGGCUGAAGGUAAUGAAGCAUUAGGUUCAAUGGGUAAUGAUAAUGCAUUAGCAUGUAUUUCAGAACAACCAAAAUUAUUAUAUGAAUAUUUCCGUCAAUUAUUUGCACAAGUUACAAAUCCACCAAUUGAUCCAAUCAGAGAAAAAAUUGUUAUGUCUUUAGAAUGUUAUGUUGGUCCACAAGGUAAUUUAUUAGAAAUGAAACCAGAUCAAUUAAAUAGAUUAUUAUUGAAAUCACCAAUUUUAACAAAUUCAGAAUUAUUAGCUAUACAAAAUAUAAAUAAAGUUUAUCCAAAAUGGUCAGUUGCAAACAUUGAUAUUACUUUUGAAAAAAGUCAGGGUAUUCAAGGUUAUAUAAAUACUAUUGAUAGAAUUUGUCAAUCUGCUUCAAAAGCUAUUGCUGAUGAUAAUCAAAUUAUCAUAUUAAGUGAUGUUUCAACAUCAGCUGAUAGAUUACCAAUAUCAGCAUUAAUUGCAGUUGGUGCAGUACAUCAUCAUUUAGUUAGACAAAAACAACGUUCUAAAGUUGCUUUAAUAAUUGAAACUCAGGAAGCAAAAGAAGUUCAACAUGCUUGUUGUUUAGUUGGUUAUGGUGCAGAUGGUAUUAAUCCAUAUUUAGCAAUGGAAACUUUAGUUAGAAUGAAACAUCAAAAAUUAUUAAAAGAUGAAACAUUAACUGAAGAGAAAAUUAUUCAAAAUUAUAAAAAUUCUAUUGAUGCAGGUAUAUUAAAAGUUAUGUCAAAAAUGGGUAUUUCAACAUUAGCUUCUUAUAAAGGUGCACAAAUUUUUGAAGCUUUAGGUAUUGAUAAUUCAGUUAUUGAUAGAUGUUUUGCAGGUACUGCUUCAAGAAUUAAAGGUGUUACUUUUGAAUAUAUUGCACAAGAUGCUUUUACUUUACAUGAAAGAGGUUAUCCUACAAGAGACACCAUAAAACCAAUUGGAUUACCAGAAACUGGUGAAUACCAUUGGAGAGAUGGUGGUGAUGCUCAUAUUAAUGAUCCAGCUGCUAUAGCUUCAUUACAAGAUGCUGUACGUAAUAAAAAUGAAAGAGCUUUUGAAGCUUAUUGUAAAAAGGAAAAUGAAGCUGUUAGAAAUUGUACUUUAAGAGGUUUAUUAGAUUUCGAUUUUGAAGCUUCAACUCCUGUACCACUUGAUCAAGUUGAACCAUGGACUGAAAUUGUUAGACGUUUUUUCACUGGUGCUAUGUCUUAUGGGUCCAUUUCAAUGGAAUCACAUUCCACUUUAGCUGUUGCUAUGAAUAGAUUAGGUGGUAAAUCAAAUACAGGUGAAGGUGGUGAAGAUGCAGCAAGAUCACAAGUUAGUGAAAAUGGUGAUACUAUGAGAUCAGCUAUUAAACAAGUUGCUUCUGGUAGAUUUGGUGUUACAUCAUAUUAUUUAGCAGAUGCUGAUGAAUUACAAAUUAAAAUGGCUCAAGGUGCAAAACCUGGUGAAGGUGGUGAAUUACCAGGUCAUAAAGUUUCAGCAGAAAUUGGUAAAACUAGACAUUCUACUGCUGGAGUUGGUUUAAUUUCUCCUCCACCACAUCAUGAUAUUUAUUCAAUUGAAGAUUUAAAACAAUUAUUAUAUGAUUUAAAAUGUGCAAAUCCAAGAGCAAGAACUUCAGUCAAAUUAGUUUCUGAAGUUGGUGUUGGUAUUGUUGCAGCAGGUGUAGCAAAAGCAGGAUCUGAAAAUAUCUUGGUUAGUGGUGGUGAUGGUGGUACUGGUGCAGCCAAAUUAACUUCUAUAAAAUAUGCUGGUUUACCAUGGGAAUUAGGUUUAGCUGAAUCUCAUCAAACUUUAGUAUUAAAUGAUUUAAGAGGUAGAGUUAUAUUACAAACUGAUGGUCAAUUAAGAACCGGUAGAGAUAUUGCUAUAGCAUGUUUAUUAGGAGCUGAAGAAUGGGGGUUUGCAACAACUCCAUUAAUUGCAAUGGGUUGUAUAUAUAUGAGAAAAUGUCAUCUUGGUACUUGUCCAGUUGGUAUUGCAACUCAAGAUCCAGAAUUAAGAAAAAAAUUCGAAGGUACACCAGAACAUGUUAUUAAUUUCUUUUAUUAUAUGGCUAAUGAUUUAAGACAAUUUAUGGCAAAAUUAGGUUUUAGAACUAUUACUGAAAUGGUUGGUAGAACUGAAAAAUUAAGAGUUCGUGAAGAUUUUAGAAAUACUAAAAAUGCUAAUAUUGAUUUAUCACCAAUUUUAACUCCUGCUCAUACUAUUAGACCAGGAGUUGCUACUCAUUGUGUUAGAAAACAAGAUCAUAGAUUACAUGUUAGAGUUGAUAAUAAAUUAAUUGAUGAAUCUGAAUUAACUUUAGCUAAAGGAUUACCAGUUACUAUUGAUUGUGAAGUUGUAAAUACUGAUAGAUCUUUGGGAACUACUUUAUCAUAUAGAGUUUCCAAAACAUUUGGUGAACAAGGUUUACCACAUGAUACUAUUCAUGUUAAUGUAUCUGGUUCAGCAGGUCAAUCAUUUGGUGCAUUUUUAGCUUCAGGUGUUACUUUAGAAUUAGAAGGUGAUGCCAAUGAUUAUAUUGGUAAAGGUUUAUCAGGUGGUAGAAUUAUUGUUUAUCCACCAAAAGAAUCUAAAUUUAAAGCUGAAGAUCAAAUUAUUGCUGGUAAUACUGCCUUUUUUGGAGCUACUUCAGGUACUGCAUUUGUUAGAGGUAUUGCAGCAGAAAGAUUUGCAGUUAGAAAUUCAGGUGCAAUUAUUGUUGCUGAAGGUACUGGAGAUCAUGGUUGUGAAUAUAUGUCUGGUGGUAGAGUUGUUAUAUUAGGUGCAACUGGUAGAAAUUUUGCAUCUGGUAUGUGUGGUGGUAUUGCUUAUGUACUAGAUAUGGCCCAAGAUUUUGCUGAUAAAGUUAAUAAAUCAAAUGUUGAAAUAUCAUCAGUUAGUGAAACUCAAGAAAUUGCAUUUUUAAGAAAUUUAAUUGAAGAUCAUCGUCAUUAUACCGGUUCAGAAGUAGCUGAUAGAGUAUUGAAUGAUUUUAAUAGAUAUUUACCAAGAUUUGUUAAAGUUUUACCAUAUGAUUAUAAGAAAGUAUUGGAAAAGGAAAAACAAUUAGCUGAAGAAGCUAAAAAGAAAGAAUUAAGUACUUUCUUAAAAUCAAUAAAAGAAGAUCCAGAAUCUGAUGUUACUAAUGGUGAAGCAUACAAGAUUAAAAAAGGUCAUGUUCAUCGUCAUUCACAUAACAAGAAUGAACCAAAAGUUGCUGAUGUUGAAGAUACUGUUUUCAAUACUGAAUUUGAAAAGAAAGCACCAGUUAAAUUAGAUAAAGUUAAAGGUUUCAUGAAAUAUAAAAGAAGAAAUGAAAAAUAUAGAGAUGCAAAAGCAAGAACUAAAGAUUGGAAUGAAAUGACUUCUAGAUUAACUAAAGAUGAAUUACAUUAUGAAACUGCUAGAUGUAUGGAUUGUGGUGUACCUUUCUGUACUUCAGAUACUGGUUGUCCAAUUUCAAAUGUUAUACCAAAAUGGAAUGAAUUAGUUUUCAAUGAUAGAUGGUUUGAUGCAUUACAAAGAUUAUUAAUGACUAAUAAUUUCCCUGAAUUUACUGGUAGAAUCUGUCCAGCUCCAUGUAUGGGUGCUUGUGUUUUAGGAAUAAAUGAAGAUCCAGUUAAUAUUAAAUCAGUUGAAUGUGCAAUUAUUGAUCAUGGAUUUGAAAAAGGUUGGAUUAAACCAACUCCACCACAACAUAGAACUGGUAAAACUGUUGCUGUUAUUGGAUCCGGACCUGCUGGGUUAGCAUGUGCUGAUCAAUUAAAUAAAGCAGGUCAUACUGUAACAGUUUAUGAAAGAAGUGAUAGACCUGGUGGAUUAUUAAUGUAUGGUAUUCCAAAUAUGAAAUUAGAUAAAGGAAUUGUUAAAAGAAGAACUGAUUUAUUAGCAGCUGAAGGUAUUGAAUUUAUUUGUAAUACAACCGUUGGUGAAGACAUAACUGUCAGUGAAUUAAAAGAACAAUUUGAUGCAGUUGUAUUUGCAGUUGGUUCAACAAUUCCAAGAGAUUUAAAAAUUCCAGGUAGAGAAUUAGAAAAUAUUAAUUUUGCAAUGCAAUUAUUACAUAAAAAUACUAAAGCAUUAUUGGAAGAUGAAUUAGAAAAUAUUAGAGAACAAUUAGAAGGUAAACAUGUUGUUGUUAUCGGAGGUGGUGAUACAGGUAAUGAUUGUUUAGGUACUUCAACAAGACAUGGAGCUAAAUCAGUCACAAAUUUCGAAUUAUUACCACAUCCACCAGCUACAAGACCAAAAGAUAAUCCAUGGCCUCAAUGGCCAAGAAUAUUUAGAGUUGAUUAUGGUCAUACUGAAGUUUCAACUCAUUAUGGUAAAGAUCCUAGAGAAUAUUCUAUUUUAUCUAAAGAAUUUGUAGGUGAAGAUGGUAAAGUUAAAGGAAUCAAAACCGUUAGAGUUGAAUGGAAACGUUCAGAUUCUGGAGCUUGGCAAAUGGCUGAAGUUGCAGGUAGUGAAGAAUUUUUCCCAGCUGAUGUUGUAUUAUUAUCAAUGGGUUUCAUUGGACCAGAUUCAGAUAAUUUAGAAGUUAAAAGAACUAAAAGAGGUACAAUCACAACAGUUGAUCCAAACGUUUAUAAAGUUGAUGAUGAUUCUAAUUUAUUUACUGCUGGUGAUUGUAGAAGAGGUCAAUCCUUAGUUGUAUGGGGUAUUCAAGAAGGUAGACAAUGUGCUAGAGAAGUUGAUGAGUAUUUAAUGGGAUCAACUAGAUUACCUGGUAAUGGUUCAGUUGAACAAAGAAGUUAUAAAUUAUUGGAAGAAUUAGCUGAAAAAGUUUAA
Messenger RNA from Lodderomyces jiufengensis, 6378 nucleotides. It is a transcript of the gene GLT1, whose product is annotated as glutamate synthase (NADH). The coding region runs from base 1 to 6378 and encodes 2125 amino acids. Gene Ontology annotation, molecular function: iron-sulfur cluster binding; FMN binding; flavin adenine dinucleotide binding. The transcript has a single exon. The record is from RefSeq and is a predicted model, not a curated record. NCBI's taxonomy places the organism in Eukaryota, Fungi, Ascomycota, Pichiomycetes, Serinales, Debaryomycetaceae.